Molecule: messenger RNA, 7872 nt
Organism: Cladocopium goreaui
Lineage: Eukaryota; Dinophyceae; Suessiales; Symbiodiniaceae
Source: the annotation of a GenBank genome assembly
AUGGAUUUCGCCGCCGGUCUUUCUGCGGACCUCUCCGCGGCGUUGGAGGUGGACGUCGUGGAGGACCGUCCGGAGACAGGCGAACGGCACGUGUGCGUGCGACCCGUAGCGGCCAAAAAAGUGGAGUCCGUGGACAUCGAUGCCGUUCAAGGCCCUGAUCCCAACAUAGCCUACGACUGGUUCCAGAAGACCGCCUUCGCCUGCGUCGAGGGCGCUGACCCUGCGGUGGCCCCGACAGCUGACUCCGUACUGGUUGCGGCGCCAACCUCAGCCGGGAAGACGGCUGUGGCCAUGUACGCCAUCCGCCGUUGCAUGGCACAAGGCCGGCGCUGCGUGUACACCGCGCCCAUCAAGGCACUGUCCAACGAGAAGUUCGGAGACUUCGUCCGGGAAUUCUCGGCCGAGGAUGUGGCCUUGCUGACGGGCGAUGCCAGGGCGGGUCGCUUGGAAACCGCCAAAAUUGUGGUGAUGACCACGGAGGUCUUGGUGAGUCUCCUACACAAUGAGGCCAUGCUGGAUGAAGAGGUUGAAGAUAAGUCCUCCCGAAGUGCCUUGAUGCAAUCCUUGUCCUGUGCAAUUUUUGAUGAAAUUCAUUACAUCGCGGAUGAGGAGCGUGGAACAGCCUGGGAGGAGUGCAUCAUUUUGCUGGAGCGGCAUGUGCAGCUCAUUGGACUGUCAGCCACGGUCCCCAACUUCCUUCAUCUCGCGGCAUGGAUCGCGCAGACACGCCAUGCGAGAUGCCACGGUAUUUUCAGCCGCCGUCGGCCAGUGCCCUUGGUGCAUGGAGUGGUGCCAUGCCCUCCAGCCACAUUGGUGGAAGUCACAGCAGCGCAUGGUGGGUUCAAACGGAGAGAGUACCAGGCAGCUGUAAAAUCCCUCCCGAAACCCAGUGAGAAGAUCGACGAAGGGGACCGGGGGAAGGAGUUGGUGAAGAUAGUCGAGGCUUGCAAAGAGAAGGCACAACUGCCCUUGAUCGUUUUCUCUUUCUCGCGGAAGGAGGCGGCCAAGAUGGCCCGGCAGCUGGCACCUUCGGUGAAGCUCAAGGACCAAGCGCGAAGGCAGAUGCAGGAUCAGCUGGAGAUGGUUGUGACCAAACAGCUGAAAGAAGAAGAUAGACAACUUCAGUCGAUCCGCGAAUGUCAAUUCCUCCUCAGCAGGGGCGUCGGACUGCAUCACGGAGGGAUGUUGCCGGUUCUGCGUGAAAUCACGGAGAAGUUCUUCAAGGAGGGCUUGAUCCGCGUGCUCUGCACGACCGAGACGUUUGCGGUGGGGGUCAACAUGCCCAGCCGCUCCAUCGUCUUCAAUUGGGUCGCCGGGAACGAGUUCCACAAAUUCGACGGCACGGAGCAACGAGAGAUCUUCGUCGCCGAAUACAUGCAGAUGGCCGGUAGGGCCGGAAGGCGCACCAAGGACAAGCGGGGCAAUGUGUGGAAUAUCAUCACCAGAAAGUACCCUGCAACCUUGGUGAAGAAAUUCGCGGUGAGCAAUCGGAUCGAACCAGUGGAGUCCAAGUUCAACCUCUCCUGGCCGCUGAUCUUGCGGUGUCUGCGCUCAGGGGGUGGCGUGCUGUCAGUGAUGUGCAUGCAGAAUUUCAUGCAAUUCCUGACGGGCAGUGCUUCCAACUCCAUCUUCCAAGAAGAGUGUGACCAGAAGUUGGAGGCGCUGAUGUCCCAAGGCUACCUCGAAGAGUCCCGGCGUUUGACCCGCAAGGGACGCGCUGCAGCGUUUCUGCAGGUGGCGACCCCUGCUUUGCUCGGCUAUAGGCUGUUGGAGAUGCCAAAGCAGCUCUUCUGCAGAUCCAUCAUCGAUCACCUGGUGGCUUUUUUGUCAUGCUUCGUGAAUGACCUGGAAGAACCCGAGGAGGUCCAAACGGACGAUGCCUUCGAUGUUUUCUGGAAAUGGUGCGAGGAUGAGCUGCAAGCACUCGACCCCAUCCUGAAGACGUGUGACCAGUGCACCGGCGCCUCGCUGCUGAAUCAGCUGCGUCGCCGCGCCACCUUCGUCUCCGCCACGCUGCGUUGGAUGCGCGGCGACAGCUUCGAGGAGUGCAGCGACGCAGCGGGCGGCAGCGAGUUCGAUGGCAUCCUGGCGCGGGUGCUGCGGAGGACGCAUCUCAUGCUGAAACAACUGGACUUGGCUUUUCAACUGUUGGAGGAGACCGAGCUGGCCGGCCAGCUCCGGGAGGCUCACCAGCGGCUGCACCGGGGAGGCUCGGCCAGGCAGUCGCUGCCGUUUUUGGAAUCGCUGUAUCUACCGCUGUCCUUUGAGCCGGACACCUUGGAUCCAUCCUUUUUGCGGCAACAGGGACUGCUGUGCCUUCUGAGUGAGGAGAAGCCAUGCCCCUACAAAGUGGGCGAGGUGGUGCAAAUGUCGCCCCAAGACAUUGGCUUCAGCCAUUUUUCCAUCUCGGCACACUUUAGGAACAAGACAAGCCUUGCAUCUACUUUGCGCCAGCUGAUCAACAGAGAGAUUCGGAAGGAGGACAUCGAAACGGUCCAGGUCUACUGGACUGAGAACAAGUUUUGGUGCUUGUCGAACCGGCGCCUGGCAGUUUUCAGGCUGUACCAACAGUUCUGCCCAGAAGACGGAGCUCUGAUCCCUGUUGAGGUGGUGGGAGAUGAAAGAGCGAAUGAAUGGGGUUUCUGGACCCUCUGGACCACCGGCCUCUGGCGCGGCCGCCGCGCCGUGCUGCGGGCCACCUCCGAGAUGAUCGGCCGCACCAAGGAGGAGACCUACUUCUUUUCGGUGGAUGAGAGCCCUGCAGCGCCUGAGGAGUUCUCCACUGAGACAGGCUACGAGCGGGCCGAGCAUCCACCGGACAUGCCCAUCUCGAUGGAACAAGAUACGAAUGCCGAGUCCGAUGGUGGUGACCAGGCUGCGGAGGAGGAUGCUGAAAUUCUGGAGAUGGAGGAGUUUCCAGUUGCCCUCGAUGGCAGCCAGGUGGCAAAGUUUUUAAUCAACAGAGAGCUGGAUGAGGCGAAUGCAGCAUCCGAGUAUGCAAUCUCAAAAAACUCUUCCAGUUGGGACCUGCUUCCUGCGCGAGAGCGGUGGGAUGUUGAUGUGAACACGCCCAUCCCUGACAAGUUUGGGAACAUUCAUGAGUACAUGAAAAGCUUUGCCGUGCCACUGCUGGAGGAGCUCCGGGAAGAUCUUCGUGGAAGUUUGGAUUCGACCCAGCUGAACCUGGACUUUUCGAGCGAGGCCGUGCGGCUGCUGACCUUCGAAGAUGCGAAGAAGAUGGAGCUGAAGCUGGUUCCCCUCAUGCCCCCGUGGUUUCGCCGUGUGCCCAACUCGCAGAUCAUGGUGGUGAUGAACGCCUCCUGCACAGGUCCCGCCCGUGCGGGUGCGGCACCGCCGGGGCAGAUGAGCCUUCUCUACGAGGACGGUUCCCUGGAGCAGAUCAAAGCCAUCAGUGAUGGGCUGGAAGGCUCUGGCCAAACAGCAAGCAACUUUCUGGUGCAGGAAGGAGGUUGCUACCGCUUUGGGCUGGUGCACACCACCCCGAAGAGCAAAUACGCUCUUCUGCUGGUGACGCAGAGGGGGGAGCUUCCCAGUUGCACCGCAUUCGAGGAGAAGGAACUUCAUUAUGAGAGGCGUUCACAUGCCAUUUGUGACAUCAGCCUAUCCCAAUUCGGUGACAAGGUCCAGUGGGUUCAUCCGGAUGGCAAGGCCUGGGGCCUCGGAGUUCGCGAGGGCAUGGAGGUUAUGAAGCUGGAGGGCUGGGAUGACGAUGGAGAUGCUGUGACGCUUGUGGUGAAAGGUCAUGCACGACGGUGGCGCUUGGCGCUGUUGCAGUGUAACGUAAUGUCGGCCCUCCGAAUUGCGUCAGCCUUGGCAGAACCCAAUCAGCAUCACCCUGUGUUUUGGCAGAAGCAAAUUUCUGGCAAUCCAGAUCGUGAGAGCACCGUCUUCGGCAGCGUGUCGGAGGAAAGAUGUGCCGCCAUGCGCUCGGUGGAAGAUUUUGCAGCGAUGGGUCUGAACCAAUCGCAGGCUGAUGCUGUGAACAGUCUUGUGCAAUGUCCCUAUGGUGUGCAGUUGGUACAAGGACCUCCAGGCACCGGCAAGACGCACACUUUGAGUGUCCUCCUGCGAGAAUGUGCAAGGCUGGCCUUGUCUACCGAAGAGGAGGCUCCUGAAAUGUCGAACCAUCGGAGCCGAAGGAAGGAACAGGAAGAGCAGCAGCGGGCUGCGAAACGCCAACGACAUGCCAAUCGGUGCCUCGUUUGUGCGCCCACCAACAUUGCGGUGAAAGAGGUCCUCAGCCGCAUGCUGGAGAAACUGGAGUUGAAGGAGCUGCGUGCGCAGGUGACAUUGGUCGCUACAGAGGAUCGAGCAGAUGUGAAAUUGGAAGAUGAGAUCUCCGAUGCCUCCUCAGUGCUGUUGGACCACCGGAAGAAGCGAAUCAAACGCAUGGCGCGGUUUUGGUUGGGCGAAGGCUUUGUGAAGGGAAAACCGCACUUGCGGCAACCCCCAUGGGCUUGGAAAGCGCAGUCCGCCUUGGCCAAUCUGAUUGAGGAUUUGCCCAGAGCAUACCAAAAGGAGCUGGGGAGCGGGGCUGUUUGGAACCCUAGAGAGCUCUUGGAGUUUCUGAGACAAAGACUCGAGAUGUUGCGUGGAAAGCUGAUAAACCAAAAGGCACGCCUUUCAGAAGAAGUGGCUCUUGACACUGAGGAUUUUCCUCCUGUCAUCAGAACCAAAAAAGAUCAAAACCGCCUAGAAGUGGAGGCUUUGAUUUGCCAGCAGCUGUGCGACUUUCGGGCAGCGCUGGAGGCUUUGAGCAACUCCCUCCAAACACUUCUUGAGGACUUUGCUUUCAAGGAAGAUGAGCUCCAGAACUUCAAGGUGGAGCCACCCUCAGAGGUGGAAGCCACUCCAAGCGCAGCGAGCGCAGUUUCGGAAGCGGCUCCAGCUCAAAAUCAGUUCCUGUUCACAGAGGCUGAGCGCAAACGAGCCUACAGAUGUGUGAGCUGGACCGAAGACAGUGCAUGCUUGGAGGAGCUAGCCAACAUUUUGAAGCUCUCAAAAGAUGAAGCCAAGGAUCCUGAGAAAAUGGAUGCGGCAAGGAAGAGGCUCAGUAUGCUUUUGCACCCUGACAAGGCCCCAGAGGAUCUGAAGGAGGUGGCCACUGGCGCUUUUCAAAACUUGGGCCAAGCCAUUGACGCCAUCCGGAAAUACCUGGAGCUGCCACCGUUGGAUGGGUCCUUUCGUCCAGGGGCGCCUCGCAGAGAGGCGCCAGCAGGCAACGUGGUCAACGUGGUGACUCCGCAUGCCAUGUUGAAGGCGCUGUUGACUCAGGAGACCUCGGAUCUCUUGGAGAAAGUGUUGGAAGACCAUGCCGAGCUGCGCAGGGCCAGUGGCAAAGUGAGGACAGCGACAUCAACGUACAUGAAGAGUAUGUUGCUCCGACGCUGCGCAGUUGUUUUUUGCACACUGACUGUGGCAGGGCGGCAAACAAUUUCGGCACAGCAAUUCCCCACGCUGCUGGUGGAUGAAGCCUGCCAAGCCUGUGAGGCAGAGACCCUUCCGGCCCUGUGCACCACGGUGCAACGCAUGUUCCUAGUGGGGGAUCCGCGGCAGUUGCCAGCCACCAUUGCGUCGCCCAACGCCAAGAAGGCGGGCUAUGGCAGAUCGAUGUUUGAACGGCUUGAACUGCUUGAGAUGGAGAAAAACCUCUUGGACCUCCAGUACCGCAUGGAGGAACCCAUACUGAGCUGGUCCAACGAAAGCUUCUAUGAACAGAAGAUCCGCACCGCGGAGUGUGUCUUGCAGCGCCCAGACUGCAGCGAGGAGUCGGCGGUGCGAGCGCGACAUCCGCAGGAGCAGCACCGUUUUGGACCCUUCCGGCUGUUUGACACGAGCAAACAAAAGGAUUGGGUCGAAAAGCAGGUGCGCUUCUCUUUCGAGAACGAAGGGGAGGCAAAAUUCACCCUACGACUGCUGCAGGAUUUCUUUGAGAUCUGUCGCCCGCCCGAGGGCAUGACUGUGGGCAUCAUAACCCCGUACCGUGCUCAAGUGGAUCUCUUCGAGCGCCUGUUGGAGAUAGCAGCGGGGUGCCUGCGCAGUCCACAGGUCACUGUGGCCACAGUGGAUGGCUUUCAGGGGAAUGAGCGAGACAUCAUCAUCAUUUCCACUGUAAGGUCGGGUGGCAGCAUUGGCUUCAAUGCUGAUGAGAGAAGGCUGAAUGUGGCGGUUACCCGAGCCAAGCAUCGAGCCUGGAUCGUCGGCAACAUGGACACCCUUUAUGGGGGACAGUCCAAAGGCAAUGUGUGGCGCGGGCUGCUGGCCUUCGCUAAGCUCCGUGCCUGGGUCCUCCCGGCAGAGCCGUCUGGUUCUGCGGCCGCUGGUGCUGCGGGGGUGCAGCAGGUGAAGGAGCGGCCGCUGCAGCAGGAGGGCUGUUACUUCCAGAAGCUGCGGGAGGAAUGGGAGGAACAAAAGGAGAUUGGCUACCUGGUGGAGCGAUUGCAUGACAGUUUCUGGCAGCCGUUUUGCCGUUUGUGCAAUAAGUUCAGCGAUUGGGACCACCUUGAAAGCAGUCAGCACAAGGAGAACAAGCAGAAACCUUGGCAGUUGUUGGCCCUUUCAACCCAAGAUGAGGGCUUCCUCGUGUCCCUCCAGCUUUCUGGUGCUGAGCCGGGGUUCUCCUUGAGGAAAAAAGGUGGUCACCUGGAGGUGUGCAACCUUGAAGAUGGCUCAUUGUUGGCACAGUGGAAUGAUGAUGUGCCCCUGACCCAGCUGCCCUGGGUGGCCGUGGAUCGUCCAAGGGUGGAGGUUGGCCAUCGGAUCUUGGAAGUGGAGGGCUUGGUGGGGAACCAGGCCUUGGCCAUGGCGCAACGGGAUGCCCACAAGUUGCGCAUGACGGUGGCCCUGCCAGGUCCCGAGGAUGCUGAGGACGAUGCUGAGGAGAGUGAGCCGCCCGAUGUGGCAUCCGUCGAUGCCGUUGAACCUCCUUCCUGGUCUGAACCGCCUUGGCUGCCCUUGGGAGGUCCAGGGUUUAGAUGGGAGGCACUGUGGAGUGGCAUCAGAGGAAAAAGCGGGCAAGGAACCGACACAGAAGAAGUGUGCUUGCUCAACCAGGGUGAUGUGGUAGUUCAGGCUGCCAACUACGUUCGUUUGAGCAAUGGCCUGGUGCGAAUGCCAAUCCGCACAAUCUGCGAAGACUUUCACAGGGACAUUUGGGUCACCCUUGAUGCCCGAGGGGCUGACUGUGCGACGGGAAGGCUUUUCUUCAGGCAGUUUGCUGCUUUGGGCUCUGCAAACAGUUUGUGGCGAGUCUGUUCAGCACGAGUCAUCAUCCGGAACGGACCUGACUUAGCGUCUGAAUCGUGUGACGAGAUCGUCCCUGGUGCAGUGGUGACACAGGCCUUCGAGUGCCAGUGGGUGGAUGAGUGCUUGCGGAUGCCCAUCAAGAUGGGUGCAACAGUUGGGUGGGUCACAGUGGACGCCCGCCUCAAAGGUGGCCCUUUGUUCUUCGAGUUUCUGGCACCUCCAACAGAUGGCAGAUGGCGAGCCCUUAAGCCCGCCCGGCCCCGUGCUGCUUCGAAUCUGGAGUCAUCCGUGCUGCUGCCCAAUGUGAAGCAGGGUGAUAUUUUUUUCCAAAAUGGCCCCUGGAAGAUUCUGGAGGAUGGGAAAGUAAGAUUGCCCAUCCGCCGAACUCAGGGGGAAGCUUGGGUGAUGCUGUUAUCCGAAGGCCGUGCACCUGAAGCUUGGUUUGAACUCGUUGGCAUGAGCAAUGCGAGAGCAAUGUGAGAGAUUGAGUUUUAACUUCUUUAGUGUUGUUGUAGUGGCCGUGGUGUUGUUGUCCUGCCUUGCAUCGAGCACCUGGAUGAUCUUGAUGCUGCGAUGUCGCGAUCUCGAGACGGCAGGAGAAGAAAA